GGAAGGGUUAAUACUUAGUGCGGGUGUCGCCGAAGGCUUCUGCUUGCGCAUGCGCACUAGUUCGGGAUGGUUCUGCGAGGGUCACUGACUCACCGGCAGCACUGACGAGGACCCGGCGCGGGCUGUGUGAGGAGCAGUAUUGAUGCAGUGCAGUGGUGGAUCUGUCAAGUUUAAAGAACUGUUCUCCAGAAUAGGUUUUGGAGUACUAGGACUCUACUUUCUGUUUUAAAUAAUCCCUGGAAAUACCAGAGGUUCCUGCAGUUCACAUAAUAUAGGGGGUCAUAAGAUUAAUUUUAAUGACAUAAAAUUAGUGUAUCUAAAAAUACUGUCUAGUACAUUGUAUAGUACACUGCUUGUGCAAACUUACCUAAAUUAUAAUAUUGAUUAUGUGUUUUCAUACUGGUGCAGACUAUCUUGAGGAUGUAAAAGCAUCUGUGUACUAAAAUAACUGCAAUAAUCUGUAAAUUUUUCUGUGUGGAAUUUUUGAGGUGUCUGAGAGUGAAGUGUAUCUCCAAAAUAGGCCAGUUGCUUGUUUUGCACUCUGGUUUUAAAAUGUCUGAAGCAAUUUAACCCAAAGUUGCCUUAAAAAUCGGCAGUUUUUCAUCCAAAGCAGGUUAUAGUGAAAAUUUUAACAAUUUGAACUGAGCAUUCGACAUUGUCUAAAAACAUGGUCUACAUAACACCACUAUGGCCUUGAUCCUGCAAAGCCAUAUAUUAGUGCUUAAGUUUACACCUGGUGAGUACUGCCAUCAAAGUCGCUGACUGCCCACCGUAUGUAAAGUUAAGCACGCAUGUAUGUCUUUCCAGUUUCAGGGUCUGUGCUUAAUAACGUCUUGGAUUUAAUCUUGCCCGCUUGUUUUUAAAAGUAUAGAAAAAUAAUAAUGAUAUGAACUUUAAAUUACCCGACAAUACAUGAACAACACAAAGCUUUAGUGUUUUUAUGAAUUAACCCCUGUAUUGUGGCAAGGGAACAGGCAAGCUUUCAUUGUCUAGCAUUUUCAUAUGAGCAUAAAUUCCAGCAGAGAGGGGAUGCUGAAGUCAGAAACAGGGAAAGUAGUGAGCUGUUGGUCAACAAUUUUUGAGGAUUUGUAAAACUUUCUAUAUAUUGUAAAAGCUUUAUCUGGCACGUUGGGGGAAUGGCGGGUGCUGGUUGGUCAAAAAUUCCGGUUAACUAUGAGUUAUGCUUACCAAUGGAAGGAGGGAGUUUGGAUGUGGGAGAAUGCUCAGGGGUUGGGGUUGGAGUGCAGAAGAGGUUUCGGGGUGCCAGAUCCAGGUGAUGCUCACCUCAGGUGUUCCCCCGCAAGUGGCAACAUGUCCCUAUGCGGAGGUGCGGCCAGGCGGCUCCGUGCACUGCCUCUACCCACAGGUGCCACCCUCACAGCUCCCACUGGCCAUGGUUCCUGGCCAGUGGGAGCUGCGAAGCCAGCGCAUGGGGUGGGGGCAGCACAUGGAGCCCCCGCAGCCAUUCCUCUGCCUGGGAGCAGCAGGGACAACCAGACCUCUGGCAACCCCAUUGAAGAUUUGUAUUGGGAGAUAUCAGAAAUGCCUAUUUCUAGAGCUUUCCGGUUGAUGAAGCGCCAGAUGACACAGCUUUUACUCUAUUAAGUAUUUGUGUUAACAAAUCUACCCAGUAGGUACUGUAUCUAGGAUAAGAUGGCUGAUCCUUGGCAACAAUGCAUGGAUUAUGCAGUUACUUUAGCAAGAAAGGCUGGAGAGGUAGUCCGGGAAGCACUGAAAGAGGAAAUAUCCAUUAUGGUUAAAAGCUCGCCAGCAGAUCUAGUGACAGUCACUGAUCAGAAAGUGGAAAAAAUGAUUAUUUCUUCUAUAAAAGAAAAAUAUCCUUCUCACAGUUUCAUUGGAGAAGAAUCUGUUGCAGCUGGAGAAGGCAGUACCUUGACAGAUAAUCCCACGUGGAUUAUUGACCCUAUCGAUGGAACUACUAACUUUGUACACAGGUUUCCAUUUGUGGCGGUUUCGAUUGGCUUUGUUGUCAACAAAAAGAUUGAAUUUGGAGUUGUAUACAGUUGUGUGGAAGACAAAAUGUACACUGGCAGGAAAGGAAAAGGUGCAUUUUGCAACGGUCAGAAGCUUCGAGUAUCAGGACAAGAAGAUAUUACAAAAUCACUUUUAGUAACAGAAAUGGGAUCUAACCGUGAACCAGCGACUUUAAAGAUAGUUCUUUCUAACAUGGAAAGGCUUCUCAGUAUUCCUGUUCAUGGGAUUAGAGCUGUUGGUACAGCAGCGGUAAACAUGUGCCUUGUGGCAACUGGUGGAGCCGAUGCAUAUUAUGAGAUGGGCAUUCAUUGCUGGGAUAUGGCAGGAGCUGGAAUUAUCAUUACUGAAGCAGGUGGAGUGCUGCUGGAUGUAUCAGGAGGACCAUUUGAUUUGAUGUCACGAAGAAUAAUUGCUGCAAGUAGUCGAGCCAUAGGAGAGAGAAUAGCCAAAGAGCUUCAGAUAAUCCCCCUACAAAGGGACGAUGCCACAAACUGAAUACCACAACUACACUUAAGUGUGGUAAUACUAAGUUUGUCAACAGUUGUCACAUACUCUGGGAAUUUAGAAAAUAACUUCCUACGUAAGGUCACAUGUUGCACUUAAAUGAAUAGUAAUAUACUUCUACUGAAUAUAACUUAUUACAAAUUGAUUUCUAAAUAGAGUUUUGAAAUCAGACCCAUUUGAAACUGUUAUAGAACUGGUUCUAACAAAGUUUGCAGUUUGUGUAAAUAAAACAUCAGUUUUAUAUUUCCUAUAUAGUAUUGUAGCUGCUUAAAUGAGUUCAAGGAAAAAAGGACACAAUCCCAUAAAAGUAAUAUUUAAAAUUUAUAUAGCACACUGGAAGAGAGCAACUAAUGCUCUAAGUCAUAUGUUACAAAGAGAAAGUUGAUUGCUCCUAGUUCCAAUUUUCUCAUGGUUUCCCCCAGUGUGAUCAAGGUUGAUUGUUGCUUAUGAGAUUUUCAUCUGAAGCCUCUAAAUUCUUACAGUGCUAUCAGUCUGUCUGGAAGUUCUCACUGGUGAAGGAAAUGUAGAAGUAGAUCACAUGAUCCCAGACCUCCCUUUGGAGACAGUCACAUUUAGCUUUAGGCACACUUCGGGACACUUGUAUAUUAUCACUGUGGAAGAGUGAUUCAACAGUGAUUUCAGUUGCUAUCACAGGGAAGGUUUAGAGAAAUAUCUAAAAGACGACACAUUUAUUUUUUAGACUUAUGUGCCCUUUACUUCUAUAGACAUAAUUGACUGCUGUUCCUAAAAAAUAAGAUGUAAUGUGGAAGAAGAAAGCUCUGUACGCACCUCCUGUCAUGCCUUCAGGCAAAAGUCUGAGAAAUGAAGUGGGUUUUAUGCUAAAUAGUUAAAAGCAAGACCAUAAGCUGAAUGGGUCCUUUGGUUUCAGUUGAUGCUGCCACUUGCAUAUUCUCUAUUUGAUGUGUGUGUAGCUCCCAUUAAUUAUUUAGGGGAUUUACUCAUACAUUUCCAGGGGAGAAUCUACUUCAAUGUCUAAAUACAAUUUGAAAUCCAAAAGAUUCUCAUAACUCAUUAACUCACCUCCCAAAAAACCAAGCCUCCCCACCCAUUUUAAUUAAAAUUAAGCCAGUAGUCCAGAUUUUCAUCUUAAUUAUUAUUUGAUAGUUAUGACAGUAAUGACCAGUCAGGAUCAGGGUUCUGUUGUGCUACAUACUGUAUAAGUACAUAUGAGGGCAUAGGUCGAGCCCUAAAAUUUACAGUUAAAGAAAUUACAGUAUUUUAAAUCUUAAUGCUAAUUUUUCAAAGCCUUAGGGUUAGUUGUUCUUUGCAGUCUGAGUUAUUUUUAGAAUUAUGUUGAUAUCAGUGGGUACAUUGAACAGUUACUGUACCUUUUAGAGUAAAAUUUGGUCAGUUUGGGGACCAAUUAAUAACUAGGGCCAAAAAUUUCAGAAGUGUCCUCUAAUUUUGGAUGUCUAAUUGAGACACCCCAAGUUAUGAUCACUUUUGAAAAUAUGUGGUUCUUUUUUAUUUCUUAGUGUGGAAAAAGGUGUGUUGUAUCUUAAAAUACAAGCACCAGCAGGUAUCUUUACAUUUCCUUGGAACUUGUACCAGUUAUGUUUUGCUAGUUUUAUGGAAAUGUUUAAUUAGAAAUGCCAGUGCCAUGCCAACUUUAAACAAUUAGCCCUAGUGAGAAAAAGAAUUGCAUGAUAAUUCAGGGGCUAAGCAGAAGGAACUCAUUAGAGUUUCAUUUCCUGGGGGCCCUGUAGGGAAAAAAAAUAAUCAAAACCUUUUGAACUUCACCACAGCUUCAUUGUUUUUAAAUCUAAGAUAUGAAUGUGAUGUCUUAGCAGGUCUGCCCAACAUAUUAUCUCUCUGGGUUUUUGUGAGGAAUAUGAGUUUGAGUGUGAAAUAUGAACUGUGCAGAAGAUCUGAUGUUAAACUGAUUUGUUUUGUAAAAUGGAAAUGUAUAAACUAGUACUUGAUGUGAGAAAUGUAUGCAAUAAUAAAAGAAAAAAGAUUGUGGUA
This is a messenger RNA of Gopherus flavomarginatus (Mexican gopher tortoise), 4485 nucleotides long. RefSeq names its product inositol monophosphatase 1 (gene IMPA1). Bases 1654 to 2490 code for a protein of 278 amino acids. The record is from RefSeq and is a predicted model, not a curated record. The transcript is spliced from 9 exons. Lineage: Eukaryota; Metazoa; Chordata; Testudines; Testudinidae. Gene Ontology annotation, molecular function: inositol monophosphate 1-phosphatase activity. Gene Ontology annotation, biological process: signal transduction; phosphatidylinositol phosphate biosynthetic process; inositol metabolic process.